AUGAAAAAAGAGGGUGAUAAAUCAUAUACAGGUAUAAUUACAUCAAAAUGGAGUAUGUUUCUAAAUUCAGUAUUCCAGUAUUUACAACGAGAUUUUGGUAAAAAGAGAGGGGUUGUAGCUGAAAUUCGUAAAGAAAUAUUUCCAGAAAGGUUGGCAGAGGCAACAAGUGAUACUGAACUUCAUGAUCAAGCUCCUAUUAUUCUGGCUACAACUCCUAAG
Molecule: messenger RNA, 219 nt
Organism: Funneliformis caledonium
Lineage: Eukaryota; Fungi; Glomeromycota; Glomeromycetes; Glomerales; Glomeraceae
Source: the annotation of a GenBank genome assembly